Molecule: messenger RNA, 303 nt
Organism: Penicillium daleae
Lineage: Eukaryota; Fungi; Ascomycota; Eurotiomycetes; Eurotiales; Aspergillaceae
Exons: 2
Coding region: 1-303 (100 amino acids)
Source: RefSeq, a predicted model, not a curated record
AUGCCUUCAUCACAGUUGCCUUCUUACUGGGAGCAAGCCGACUUCGAGGCUUCACCAGACGACCAAGCUCAGGAAUCCCUCCCAGUAUAUUCUGAAAGCACAACUGGCACAGCGUCGUCAGUUCCAUCUGAUCAAUCGUCACGAUUGAUGCGAUCGAAGAUCAAAUCAGCCAUUUGGUCAUAUAUAAAAGGUGACAUAUACAAGCACCAUCCAGCACUUGUACAAGAGAGAUACAUCAAUGCGACGAUGGAGGCUCGAAGAGCGAAUGAUAAACGCCACGAUGCAGACUCGAAGAGCGCAUGA